Molecule: messenger RNA, 2162 nt
Organism: Cicer arietinum (chickpea)
Lineage: Eukaryota; Viridiplantae; Streptophyta; Magnoliopsida; Fabales; Fabaceae
Product: protein NRT1/ PTR FAMILY 5.10-like
Biological process (GO): dipeptide transport; transmembrane transport
Cellular component (GO): membrane
Molecular function (GO): tripeptide transmembrane transporter activity; dipeptide transmembrane transporter activity
Source: RefSeq, a predicted model, not a curated record
AUGUAAAAGUGGGAUAUAUCAUAUAUAUAAAAAAAAUCCUCACACUUGAAAAAAUAAAUUCACACUUGUUUCCAGUUAAAGAAAACUUCAGCACAGAUACAUAAUGACGCUAAUAAAGUGAGAGAAUUCCAUUCAAAUAAAAACGGAGAGAGGGCAAGAAAGUGGUAACUUUUUCCUCUCAAGAAUAAAUUAAUCAGAUAAAUAAAUCCAAACAACUCAUUGAAAAAGAAAUCAAUCAAUAGGUUGAUGAAUGGCUGAAACCGAAGACGUAUUGUUAGAAGAUGAAUUGGCUGUCGUUGAUGGCGUUGUUGACUACAAAGGUCAACCUGUCAUCAGAUCCAAAUCUGGUUAUUGGAGAUCCGCUUGGUAUAUAAUUGGUGUGGAGGUGGCAGAGAGGGUAUCGUAUUAUGGAAUACAGGGGAACUUGAUAUCGUAUCUAACGGGGCCACUAAAUCAGAGCACUGCAACAGCCGCUGAGAAUGUUAAUAUCUGGGCUGGAACUGCUUCACUUCUUCCUCUCUUUGGUGCUUUUGUUGCUGAUUCUCUUCUUGGACGCUACCAUACAAUCAUACUUGCUUCUCUCAUCUAUAUCUUGGGACUAGGAUUGUUAACAUUAUCAGCUAUGCUUCCUUCCCUCACCAAAUCAAAAUGCCAAGUUGACAGUAAAUUCAUAUUCUGCUCAUCUCAGUCACAAGUAGUCUUAUUCUUCAUUUCACUUUAUCUAGUUGCCAUUGGACAAGGUGGACAUAAACCUUGUGUUCAAGCUUUCGGCGCGGAUCAAUUCGACGAACAACAUCCUAAGGAGCUCAAAGCUAGAAGCUCAUUCUUUAAUUGGUGGUAUUUUACAAUGGUUGCAGGUUGCACCGUGACGCUUGCGGUCUUGAACUAUAUACAAGAUAACUAUAGUUGGGUUCUUGGAUUUGGAAUCCCUUGUGUUGUUAUGAUCAGUGCCUUGCUUGUUUUCUUGCUUGGAACAAUGACUUAUAGGUUUAACACUCAGAAACAGGACAAGAGUCCCUUUCGUAGAAUCGGUCGUGUAUUCGUUGCAGCUGUAAGAAGUUGGCGAACUGAGUUAUCAAGCACAGAUAUUGAAGAGGAAUGUGAUGGGAUUCUUUGUCGUCGAAGUUCUGAACAAUUCAAAUUCCUCAACAAGGCAUUGCUAACACCAAAGGGAGCCAAAGAAGAUGAGACAUGUAGCCUUAGUGAUGUGGAAGAAGCAAAGGCAAUUCUAAGGCUUGUUCCAAUUUGGGCUACAACUCUUGUUUAUGGUAUUGUGUUUGCUCAAGUUUUUACAUUCUUCACCAAACAAGGGAGUUCUAUGGAGAGAACCAUUUUUCCUGGCAUUGACAUACCACCUGCUUCUCUUCAAUCGAUUAAUGGUGUCGCCAUUGUUCUCUUCAGCCCUAUCUACGACCGCGUAUUCGUGCCAGCCGCAAGAGCUAUCACUGGUAAACCCUCUGGCAUCACAAUGCUUCAAAGAAUUGGCAUUGGAAUUUUUAUAUCCAUAUUUACAGUAGUAAGUGCAGCUUUUAUUGAGAUUAAAAGACUAAAAACAGCACAAGAGUAUGGUCUGGUUGAUGAUCCUAAUGCAACUGUUCCGAUGAGUAUAUGGUGGUUGAUUCCUCAGUACUUUUUGUUUGGAUUUUCUGAGGUUUUUACUAUGGUUGGUCUUCAAGAAUUUUUCUAUGAUCAAGUCCCAAAUGAACUAAGAAGCAUGGGACUUGCACUCUACUUAAGUAUUGUUGGUGUUGGAAGCUUUCUAAGUGGAUUUCUCAUUUCUAUGAUAGAAAAUAUUACUGGAAAAGAUGGACAUGAAAGUUGGUUUUGUGAUAAUAUCAAUAAGGCACGUCUUGAUUACUUUUACUGGCUACUUGCUGGAUUCAGUAUGGUGUCAUUUACUUUCUUCAUUUACUUUGCAAAAUCUUACGUUUAUAAUCACAAAAGUGUCACUACCCAAGGAUAGUUAUCGAUCAAUGUUCAAUUAUGUCAUAUUUGUAUACAAGGGAAGUUUGGCACGCAUGAUACUAUAAUGUAUGGUGAUAGAGUUGGAUUUUAAAAUAUCAUGUAUUUUGUGUAAUACAAAAUAAAAUAUUGAAUUGUAUGUCAUUAUACUACUCUAUAUUAGAUUAUGUUCUGAAUAACAUUAAAUAUAUUAGGCAUUA